GGGGAGGGCGGGCGGCGCCGGGGGGGCUCCCGCGAGCUGAGCUGCGCCCCUGCCCCGGCCCCGGCCAUGCCCCCCCCGGCCGCCGCUGAGCCCGCUCGCCCCGCGCCCCGCGCCGCAUGCCCCCGCGCUCCAUGAUGACUAUGAGCUCCAUGGCUGAGAGCCUGCUGGGGCCGGGGCCCUCCAAGUCCGCCUUCCUGGAGUUUGGGCACCCGCCGUCUCCCCACCACCAGCACCAGCACCAGCAGCCGCAGCACUCCCCCGGCCUGGCCCCCAGCCACUACCCACUCCAAGCCGGGCACCCCCAGCACGAGCCGGGGCCCUUCGCCUCCUACGGACGAGCUGUGGCGUACCCCUACCCCGGCGCGCCGGGCAGCGCCCACCACCACCCGCACCACGGCAGCCCCUACCUGCCCUACCAGCACCCCGGCGGGCAGCAGCACGCCAGCCCCCUGAGCCACGGCGGCAGGCUGGCAGACGCAGGAGGCUCCGUGCCCUCGCAGCCCUCCGCUGCUUCUGCUUACUUCUCUGUCCAAUUCGAAGUCGCUUCCACCCGCGGAUCACUCCUAGAAACCCCUCCUCGCCUCCCACAUCGCACAGAUCGCGAUUCCCUGGCAGAGCACGAGAAGGCGGCGGUGAUCGAGAACGGCGAGAUCCGCCUCAACGGCAAAGGCAAGAAGAUCCGCAAGCCCCGCACCAUCUACUCCAGCCUGCAGCUCCAGGCGCUCAACCAGCGCUUCCAGCAGACGCAGUACCUGGCCCUGCCCGAGCGAGCCGAGCUGGCCGCGCAGCUGGGCCUCACACAGACCCAGGUGAAGAUCUGGUUCCAGAACAAGCGCUCCAAGUACAAGAAGAUCAUGAAGCAGGGCUCCAGCGUGCAGGAGGGCGAGCACAUGCACGGCUCCUCGCUGUCCCCCUGCUCCCCCGGCCUGCCCCCGCUCUGGGACGUCUCCAUGGCGGGCAAAGGCGGCCCCCCGCUCCCGCCCGGCGGCUACAUCAACAGCUUCGGCCCUUGGUACCAGCCGCACCCGCAGGACGCGCUGCCCAGGCCGCCCAUGAUGUGACAGCCCCGGCCCGCGCCGCACGGACCCGAUCCGCGGAGCCGCCUGCCCUGUUCGCAGCGGGCAGGGAGAAGAGCGGACGCUCCCCUGGUCGGGGCCCCGCCAGGACCUCCCUAGGCGCCGGGGCCGAGAAGGAAGGGGGCACCCCCGCCCCGGAGGGAGCCGCGGCUUCGCCCCCCAUCCCCGCCGGGCAUGGAAGGACCAGGGGGCUGGAUCCCCAGCUGGUGUAAGGCCCAGGGAGCCAGGACCGCUUACACACGCUAAAGGGGUGUAAGGACACCCCCGCCACACACACAAGAUACAAAGAACACAGACACACAGAUGCAGAGACGGACACACACACAGAUAUGCACACACACGGAAGCACUAAAGGCACAGACACACACACGUGCAGACACGGGCACAUACACAGAUGCAGACACACACACAUGCAAAGACAGACAGGCAGGUGGACAGACACGUGAGCUAGACAGUGGAUCGCAACUGGGCAAAGGGUGCGGCGGUGCCAGCCCGCAGGGGGCGGACACGAGCAGCCCGAGAGUCUCCAACAGUAGCCCCCGAGUCAAAGCCGCUGGGCGCUGCGGCCCUUCCGGAGCUCCUGGCGCGGGGAGCGUCGCUCUCCCGGGUCCCUGCUGUCACCAACCGAGUGACAGCCACGACCUGGCAACUCCGAGGGUGACCCCGUUGUGCCCGGGGUGCCUGGAGACCGCCCAGCCGGAGCCCGCUGCUCCGAGGCUUUGCUUUUUGUUUUUUCUAGGAGCUCUCUGCAAUAUUACACCCCUUCCCCGCCGUGCAGGGAGCUCCUCCGAGAGCCCCGCGCCGCUCAGUAGCUGGGGGCCCCCACAGGCGCGUCUCUGUCCCGUGGCUCCAUCCCCGCUGCGUGCAGGUGGGUCCCGCUUCCCCCGCACCCAUCGCGGCUGUGCCUGUGCGUGUGUGCGCGCGCGUGUCUGUACUGGGGUGUGCAUAUGUGUGCGCGCGCGUGUGCCUGUGUCUGUGCACGUGUAUAUGUGUCUGUCCUGGUGUGUAUGUGUGUGCAUGCGUGUGCGUGUGUCUGUACUGGGGUGUGCGUAUAUGUGUGCGUAUCUGUGCGUGUGUGUGUGUCUGUACUGGGGUGUGCGUAUAUGUGUGUGAUUGUGUAUCUGUGCGUGCGGGUGUGUAUGGCUGUACUGGGGUGUGCGUAUGCCUGUGUAUCUGCGUGUGCACGUGUCUUUGUGUCUAUUGGCGUGUGUGUGUGGCUGUACUGGGGUGUGCGUAUGUGUGUGUGCGUGUGCACGUGUGUGUCUGUACUGGGGAGUGCGUAUGUAUGUGUCUGUGCAAGAGUGUGUGUGGGCGCACGUGUGUGUGUCUGUAUUGGGGUGUGCGCAUAUAUGUGUGUGUGCGUGUGUGUGUGUGCGUGUGAAGUGCUUUAAUACCAGGAUUAUGUUUACAGGGAGUGAUCUGAAAGAGCACGAGGAAUGUAUCCCCCCCGGUCGUUUUGAAGGCAUGUUUCCCUCCCCCACGGAAAGGCAGAGGGCGGCUCCUUCCCGCCGCCAAGCCCCGGGCAUUUCUUUCGGGGAGAAUUGGCGAUCGGACUGCCCCUCCCCCCCCGGCACGGACCCCCCCGGGCUCCCCCCGCCAGGCCGCGGCUGCCCCUGCCAGCCUUAUUUAUGAAGAGCGCCGCUCUCUCCGGCCAGGAUGUACAGCUGUACAGUGCACAGCGUCCCUUCCCUGUUCUUUUUUACGCGUGUUUUAUACCAGGCCCGCUCCGAUGCCGCUUGCGUUCUCGUGAAGGAAGAUCGCACCCCCUAGGAGGUGCCAGGCGGCGGGGGUCCUCUAUCCGGGGUUGCAAAAUAAGUGUCUCAAUUUUUGUUUAACCAAAAGGAGCAUUGCAAGGAGCCCGGCCCGGCGCCGCGCGUGGAGCUAAGGGCUGCGGUUUGGGGUUGGAUUUUUUUUUUAGUAUCAUCAUUAAAAAGCAAACGAGUGGUUUCCAA
Messenger RNA from Alligator mississippiensis (American alligator), 3028 nucleotides. RefSeq names its product distal-less homeobox 4 (gene DLX4). NCBI's taxonomy places the organism in Eukaryota, Metazoa, Chordata, Crocodylia, Alligatoridae. Gene Ontology annotation, biological process: embryo development; negative regulation of transcription by RNA polymerase II; cell differentiation. The coding region runs from base 117 to 1061 and encodes 314 amino acids. The transcript has 4 exons. The record is from RefSeq and is a predicted model, not a curated record. Gene Ontology annotation, molecular function: DNA-binding transcription factor activity, RNA polymerase II-specific; RNA polymerase II cis-regulatory region sequence-specific DNA binding.